Molecule: messenger RNA, 1467 nt
Organism: Lolium rigidum
Lineage: Eukaryota; Viridiplantae; Streptophyta; Magnoliopsida; Poales; Poaceae
Product: serine/threonine-protein phosphatase 7 long form homolog
Exons: 6
Coding region: 1-1467 (488 amino acids)
Biological process (GO): meristem maintenance; meristem development
Source: RefSeq, a predicted model, not a curated record
AUGGAUUGCUCACGCUCGACGGAGCUGACGCGGACGCGGACAGGGAGAGCAGCCUGCGGAACAUCUCGUGUCGGCCCGGCCCAUGAGGCCCAUGAAAGUGGGCUGCUCGGCCCAGCCCGGGGCGUUUGCCCUUACCCGGAGCCGGAGAGGAACUCGCCUCCCACCUGCUACACGCCGCCGGCUUCCAUCCCCAUCCGACUACCAGAAGAGAGGGCAAAAAUUCAGGGAACCAGUACUAUUCUCUACUCGCUGCAGAUGGAGCAGAACCCAGAUCCUGGCCCUGUUGACAAAUCAGUUCUGGUGGAGCAGGAGCUUCACAAGUCUGAAGCUAUAUUUGCUGGGAAGGCCUGCAAACCUAUUAGAUUUAUCGAACACGGCACGAGGCUUAACCAGUGGGAGGUGAGGCACGAGGGAAUGCUCGCGCUACUGCGGCGAGCUGGAUUCUACCACCUGUCUUUCCUGAAGAGGGUUCAGUUAGACCAUGCUCUGCUAAACGCUUUGGUCGAAAGGUGGCGGCGCGAAACGCAGACCUUCCACUUGCGGUUCGGGGAGAUGGCGGUGCUCUUGAAGGACGUGGCGAUUCUUACUGGACUUCGCGUACACGGUACUCCCGUCACCGGUGCAACAGGCUGCCGCUGGGAACAGUUGUGUUUAGAGCUGCUAGGCCGAGAACCUCCGCAGAUAAAAGGCGGUUCUGUCAACAUCGCGUGGUUGCAUGACACCUUUGCAAGCUUGCCAGAUGGGGCUAGUAAGUUGCAAAUAGAGCAUGCUACGCGAGCCUACAUAAUGUACCAAUUUGGCUGCAGCUUAUUUCCUGACCCGAGUGGGACACGGGUGCACUUGAGAUACUUGGCACUGCUCCGUGAUUUUGAUGCCUCGGGGGAGAUGGCAUGGGGGGCUGCUGUUCUUGCUCACCUCUACAGAGAACUUGGAAAGGCCAGCAUGAAGGGCAAGGCUAACUGUUGUGCCUUUCUCACUCUUCUUCAGAUAUGGGCAUGGGAGCAUAUACAGAUAGGCCGUCCUGAAAGACUGGAGAAUAAGGAUCUAACAAUUGAUCAGCCCCUUGGAUGCAGAUGGGAUGUACCCUUCAAGAACCGUGAAAAUGUCCGGUCCAUGGACCACGAGUUUUACAGGCAUGGACUUGAUACUAUAGCAGAUUGUCAGAUUUCAUGGGAUCCGUACAAACCAAGUCUGAUUGGUGGCCUGCCUGCGCUAUGCACACUUGGUUCUGCAGUCUGGCGAUCAAAAACUCCAUUGAUCUGCUUCCAGAUAGUGGAAAUGCAUGUGCCUGAUCGUGUGUUACUACAAUUUGGAAUGAUACAGCACAUUCCAGACCCAGUUGAGGCAGUUGAGCGUGUGACAAUGCAGGGUAAAACAGAUGAGGAUUGGUCUACUUACCAUGAGAAGUACAUUAAGCAAUGGGAUAAUAGGCUCCUUUCGAUUCUUGACCAGCUGAGAAUACCGUGA